Messenger RNA from Cuscuta europaea, 6152 nucleotides. The record is from the annotation of a GenBank genome assembly. Lineage: Eukaryota; Viridiplantae; Streptophyta; Magnoliopsida; Solanales; Convolvulaceae.
AUCCCACUCAAACAACGAACUCUAUAUAUCUAAGCACUGAGAUACGCACCUACGGACGCUCUUCCCGGCCACAAUAUCCGGUCAUUGAAAACCAGUGUGAACGGUGGAGCGCAGCGGAGGAUGGAGGCGGCGGACAUGGGGAUUAUGAGAGGAGGGAGCAUCAGACGGAGCUCCAGAGCAAACAGCAACUCUAUAUGGAGGAACUCCGGCGUCGAGGUGUUUUCUCGGUCGUCUAGAAACGAGGCCGACGAUGAGGAGGCUCUCAAAUGGGCGGCGUUGGAAAAGCUCCCGACAUUUGAUCGCCUGAGAAAAGGGCUCAUGUUCGGCUCCGACGGGAGGGCGACAGAGGUAGACAUCGACCACCUUGGAUUCCAGGAAAGGCAGGCUCUGCUUAAGAGGCUUGUGAACGUCGCUGAUGAGGACAACGAGAAGUUCUUGUUGAGACUGAGGAACAGAUUAGACAGAGUGGGAAUUGAUCUGCCAACCAUUGAAGUGAGAUAUGAGCACCUAAAUGUGGAGGCAUAUGCCUAUGCAGGCAGCAGAGCUUUGCCUUCCUUCAUCAACUUCUUUACCAAUUUCAUUGAGGAUUUACGGAAUACCCUUCACAUCACCAAAAGUAAAAAGAGGAAGAUUACGAUUCUGAAUGAUGCUACUGGAAUUAUCAAGCCGUGCAGAAUGACACUGCUAUUAGGACCUCCAGCUUCUGGCAAGACAACACUUUUGUUGGCCCUGGCUGGAAAGCUUGAUAAAGACUUGAAGGUGGGAGGAAAAGUGACAUAUAACGGGCAUGAGCUGAUCGAAUUCGUGCCGCAAAGAACGGCUGCUUACAUUAGUCAAUAUGAUCUGCAUAUCGGAGAAAUGACUGUUCGAGAAACCUUGGAGUUCUCUGCUAAAUGUCAGGGCAUCGGCUCUCGCUAUGAAAUGUUGGCAGAGUUGUGUAGAAGAGAAAAGGCAGCAAAUAUCAAGCCUGAUCAUGAUAUCGACGUUUACAUGAAGGCUGUAGCUACUGAAGGACAAGAAGAAAAAGUCUUCACUGAUUAUGUUCUUAAGAUUCUGGGGCUGGAAGUUUGUGCAGAAACAAUGGUGGGUGACCAAAUGAUACGAGGUAUAUCUGGUGGGCAAAAAAGGCGCGUGACCACCGGUGAAAUGCUUGCUGGACCAGCUAAAGCUCUUUUCAUGGACGAAAUCUCGACAGGGCUCGAUAGUUCCACAACCUUUUCAAUCAUUAACUCGUUGAGGCAAUACGUGCGCAUUCUCAAGGGCACUGCUGUCAUUUCCCUACUCCAACCAGCACCAGAAACCUAUAAUCUCUUUGAUGAUAUUAUUCUUUUAUCAGAUGGUUAUGUCAUUUACCAUGGUCCUCGUGAGGAAGUACUUGACUUCUUUGACUAUAUGGGUUUCAAAUGCCCCCAAAGAAAAGGCGUGGCAGAUUUCUUGCAAGAAGUGACAUCCAAGAAAGAUCAACAACAGUAUUGGACUUGCAGAGAUAAGCCUUACAUAUUUGUGAAGGCUAAGGAAUUUGCUGAGGCUUACAAAACCUUCCAUGCUUGGAAGAAGAUGGAGGGAGAGCUUUUGGUCCCAUUCGAUAAAACGAAAAGCCACCCUGCUGCAUUGACAAAGCAGAAAUAUGGUAUAGGGAAGAGGCAGCUCUUGAAGGCUUGCACUGAACGGGAGUAUCUGCUUAUGCGUAGAAACUCAUUUGCUUACAUCUUCAAGUUCGUUAAGCUUGUUGUGAUAGCUGUCAUUUACAUGACAAUAUUUUUGCGAACUGAAAUGAAGAAAGAUAAUGAGAUUGAUGGUGGGAUUUACCUCGGUGCCCUAUGCUUCGGUGUGGUUAUGAUUAUGUUCAGUGGUUUUUCGGAGAUUUCAUUGAAUAUUUAUAAGUUACCGGUGUUUUACAAGCAAAGAGACCUCUUAUUCUUCCCUCCAUGGGCUUAUGCUAUUCCUUCAUGGAUCCUCAAAAUUCCUAUUACGAUUGUUGAAGUUGGUAUCUGGGUGUUUGUUACUUACUAUGCCAUUGGUUUGGACCCAAAUGUGAGCAGGGUGUUCAAACAAUUCUUGAUAGCUAUAAUGUUGAACCAAAUGGCUUCUUCAUUAUUCCGACUUAUUGCAGCUCUAGGUAGAACUAUGACCGUUGGAAACACAUUUGGAUCUGUUUCUUUGGUUUUGUUAUUUUCUUUGUGUGGCUUUGUGCUCUCUCGAGAUAGUGUGAAGAGCUGGUGGAUUUGGGGCUACUGGUCUUCACCACUGACGUAUGCUAUGAAUGCAUUUCUUGUAAUUGAAUUUAAAGGAAAGAGCUGGAGACAUUUUGCUCCGGGUGGUACUGAAUCAAUUGGCGAUUUAGUUGUGAAAUCUAGAGGAUUCUUUCCUGAAUCAAAAUGGUAUUGGAUCGGCGUUGGAGCACUUUUCGGGUUCAUGAUUCUCUUCAAUGUUUGCUACAUACUAGCUCUUCAAUAUCUUGACCCAUUUGGCAAGAUCCAAGCAAUGAUAUCAGAUGAUGAACACAGUGAAAUUGCUUCUGUUCAAAACACCACUCAACAAUUGUCCCGUGUUGCUAGUAGUAGUAGAGGAAUGAUUCUUCCAUUUGAACCCCAUACACUCACAUUUGACAAUGUUGUCUACUCAGUCGACAUGCCACAAGAAAUGAAAGAUCAAGGUGCCAAUGAAGAUAGAUUAGUUCUUUUAAAAGGUGUAAGUGGAUCAUUCAGGCCUGGUGUUCUCACUGCUUUGAUGGGUGUUAGUGGAGCUGGGAAAACAACUUUAAUGGAUGUAUUGGCUGGAAGAAAAACGGGUGGUUACAUUGAUGGAGAUGUAAAAAUAUCCGGAUAUCUUAAGAAACAAGAAACCUUUGCCCGAAUUUCUGGAUAUUGUGAACAGAAUGACAUCCAUUCUCCUUUUGUCACCGUUCACGAGUCUCUUAUUUACUCAGCCUGGCUACGUUUACCAGAAGAUGUGAAUGCUAGUACUAGAAAGAUGUUUGUUAAUGAAGUUAUGGAGUUAGUUGAAUUGACUCCAUUGAGAUCACAUCUUGUUGGUUUGCCUGGAGUUAAUGGUCUAUCAACCGAACAACGUAAAAGGCUGACAAUUUCAGUUGAGUUAGUUGCUAACCCAUCAAUCAUAUUCAUGGAUGAGCCCACUUCAGGGCUAGAUGCUAGAGCUGCAGCUAUUGUGAUGAGAACUGUGAGGAACACUGUUGACACAGGCAGAACAGUAGUUUGCACAAUUCAUCAACCGAACAUUGACAUUUUUGAGGCUUUCGAUGAGCUAUUCCUCAUGAAGAGAGGAGGGCAAGAAAUUUAUGUUGGGCAAUUGGGCCACAAUUCCUGCCAUUUGAUUAAGUACUUUGAGUCCAUUCAUGGAGUGGGGAAAAUCAAGGAUGGAUACAACCCAGCAACAUGGAUGCUCGAAGUGUCAGCUUCAGCUCAAGAAAUGAUUUUAGGGGUCGAUUUCUCAGACAUCUAUAAGAACUCAGAUCUAUAUCAAAGGAACAAAGCAUUGAUAAGAGAACUAGGCACACCUUGCCCUAAUUCCAUGGACUUGGACUUCCCAACUCAAUACCCGCAGAAUUUAUGGAACCAAUUUUUGGCAUGCUUGUGGAAGCAACAUUGGUCUUAUUGGCGUAACACAUCAUAUAGUGCACUUAGAUUCCUCUACGUUACCAUCGUAGCAUUAAUUUUUGGAUCAAUAUUUUGGGACAUGGGUACAAAAAUGAGUACUAGACAAGAUUUGUUCAAUGCUAUGGGAUCUAUGUAUGCCGCAAUUCUCUUUAUUGGGGUGCAACAUGCUUCUGCAGUUCAACCUGUGGUCGUGGUUGAACGUACAAUAUUCUAUAGGGAGAAAGCAGCCGGAAUGUAUUCUGCAUUUCCAUACGCCAUUGGUCAAGUUGUUAUUGAAAUCCCCUAUAUAAUUUCACAAUCAGCUGUUUAUUGUGGGAUCGUUUACGCAAUGGUUGGGUUUGAAUGGACACCAGCUAAGUUUCUUUGGUAUUUUUUCAUGAUGUUCUUCUCAUUCUUAUACUUCACACUUUACGGCAUGAUGUGUGUGGCUGUUACCCCCAAUGAAGGCAUUGCGGCCAUUAUCUCCGUCUUCUUUUACACUAUGUGGAACCUCUUCUCAGGGUUCAACGUGCCACGACCUAGCAUUCCUGUGUGGUGGAGAUGGUACGUUUGGGCAUGCCCAAUGUCAUGGACAUUAUAUGGGUUGGUGGUAUCCCAAUUUGGAGAUAUUGAAGAAAAAAUGAGUGAUUCUGAUCAAACAGUAAAGCAGUUCCUAGAUGAUUACUUUGGAUUCAAGCAUAAUUUUCUUGGAGUGGUUGCAGCUGUCAUUGUUGCAUUACCUAUCAUUUUCGGGUUCAUUUUUGCUUUUGCCAUUAAAACUUUAAACUUCCAAAUGAGAUAGUUGUGUUCGAUCUAAACAGUUAUAUAAAAAUUCUAUGACAUUUUCCCUAUUAUUCUUUGUUAUUUAGUUGUUAUAUAUAAGAUUUGAUGACCUCUUUUUUAUAUGUUGUCAUCAAAUGUUAUAUAUAAAUCAAAACCCAGAAGCAAGGAUUGAGAUUGUAGUACCUUAUUUUUAUAGAAAUAUCAAUAAAUAUAUCGUUAACGGUAAAAUAUAAGAACGAUAGAUUUUAUUGAAUAAUUUAAAAAUUAAAACCACAUUUUGAUAUGAUGAUGUUUAAGUAUUUGUCCCAUACCAUACAUCUAUAAAAAAAUUAAAACACUAUAUAAGACUUUGGACUUACUACUCCUCAUAUCAGGUUGACAUUUUAGGAUGGAACUACAGGUCUUAACAUGGUAUUAAAGCCAAUUCUGGAUGUUAUUUGACUGCUUGUUUAACACUCAUGAUUAAUGGUAGCUUGCUAAUGGUUUGUUUGACCCAUUUAUACACCCCGGUAUUGUUCAUCCCGGUUCGGGGAAGUAUUUGUCUCACACUGAAAAACUAUAAAAUAAUAAAAUAUUAUAUAAGACUUUGAAUGACUCCUCUUAUCAGAUUGACCUUUUAGGGUUGAACCCCUGGGCCCACAUACUCAGAAGAAUGAGAGUAACAUAUAUUAUCACAACCACUCUAAAAGAUAAAAUAUACUAUCAUAUAAUAUUGUUCAAAUGACUUUAUACAUGAUGGAGUAUAUGGACCUGGACCCCUGGGCCCACAUACUCAGAAGAAUGAGAGGCACAGCUGUCACCCAAUGGGGCCUCCGUCGGCCAGAUGGUCCCCCAUCGGCCAGAAAGAUAUCAACUCGGAACACGAUCCGGAAGCCAGAAGAACCGGGUGUCCCCGUCGGCCGGGGCUCCGUCGACCAUGGCCGCGUCGGCCAUGGCUCCAUCGGCCACAAAAGGCUCCCAGAACCGGAUUUCGUACUUAGUUAUUUCUACUAGGGGUGGGCAUUUCAGUUUUCGGUUCGGUUUUUGAUGCACACUAAUUAGUAGUGCAUAGUUACAUGUUUUUAUGUUUGAUUUAUGUUAAUUGUUUGACGUUUUAUUUAGUUUGUAAACAUUUAUGUGAUUUCAGUUGUAAUUGUAUUUUAGUCUUUAUUUCUAAGUUGUAAAGUUUAGUUAGGAUUUGUGGUGUUGGAAAGGAAGACUUUGAAGUGAAGAAAAAGAAGAUUUGGCUGCCCAGGAGCAAAUACCCGACCGGGUAUAACACUUGACCCGGUCGGGUAAGAAGUGAAAAACGAAAAUACAAAGAAAGUGCAUGGCCCGGUCGGGCCCACUAUCUUACCCGGUCGGGUGAGAAGUGACCGGGGACAACCCGGUGUGCAAAGAUCACCCGAACGUGAAGAAUAUCCAAUUUUUGCACUCACCCGGUCGGGUCCCCUACCCCACCCGGUCGGGUCUGACUUGACCCGGACACUUUAACAUGCCGAAGAUCACCAGAACGUGGGGAAAUAUCUGAUUUUGACCGGACCCGGUCGGGUAUGUACCUAUACCCGGUCGGGUACCCGGCCAAAGGUGUUGAAAAACACCUAUAAAUAGCACACUUUUUCUUCUCUAAAAACAAUCCCUUCUUCCAUUCUCUUUAGCUCAGUUUAGAAUAGCAUUUCUUUAUAUUUUUCUAGCUAUGUUUAGUCUCCAAAUGAGGAGCUAAACUUCCAAUCUUGGUUUUGCUCUUGAAGCUUGUUGAUUAUUAAAGUUGUGAGUUAUUUUCUUAACUUCUUC